CGCCGCGCCGGGCCAGGCGAAAGAUCGGCAAGCGGCAACGCGCCGGUUGCAACGGGCCGGGGAAUCGGAGCCUGCAGUGGCCGUGUUGACGGGCGACGAUCGGCGGUGGGGGCUACGAGGGUAUAAGAACGAUCUAUGGGUCGGCACACAGCCAGUCAAAAGCCAGGUGCAAAGGCUCUAGUCGCGCGCGCGUGCGAGAGAGAUAGUAUCGAUUAAAGCCGCGUGCCAUUCGUGAUUCGGUGCAAGAUUUUCCCAAAGCACGCACAAAUCGAGGCAAAUUAUUAAUUACAUUCACCUCAACGAUGUUGUAGAGAAACAAAAGAGAGAAAUACAUACCUGUAACUUUAUACCGGUAUAUCUUCUAGUCUUUUAUUUAUAAACGAUUUUUAACAAUCGGUAUAUCGACUCGCGUUGUAUAGGACCGAGAAGAAAUCGUUAUUUCGAUCGGGUUAUAUAUUGAAACGAGUUCGACGAACAAAAAUAACUGUAACACGAAACUGUCGAGUAAAAGGGUGAAAGGAGUAGUUAAAAAAUAUUUGCUUCGAGGAACGUCGUGGAUAGUCAAAUACGCACAGAGCACGUUAAAAAUUUAUCCCUCCCCGUCUGUCCUCUCCCACAAAAAAAAAAAAAAAAAAGAACAAAACGAACGUCCAGUGAUCGGGUACUGUAAGGAAGGAGAGAAACCAGCAUAAAAUUCAAGUGUGAUCGUAACGCGAAUAUACUAAAAUAGUGAUCUGUAUACAUAUACAUAUUAACUGUAAACGUACCAUUUGGUGUUGGAUUGCGAAUUGCAUACCCGAGCGCAGGUGCACAACUGCACAGAGUACCAGCGAGUGACCAAAGUGAAUUUGUAUCUUCUGCUGCGGAAGGUACAUAGCACUGUGAACUUUUGAGAUAUAACAUCGAUCAAGCAAACGAACCAAAAUGUCGCAGAUACAAAUCAAAAUCGAAGAAGUUGAGAACGAUACCAACAAAGAUCACGCUGCCGAAAACGUUGGCGAAAUCGCGGUGAACCCGUCGUGGCACAUCCCAAGACCGUCUUUAGUCGGUCGUAGCGAGAGAGGAAGUGAAAACGGAAGUUGGGGACAUCUUCACACCGCGACGUCGAACUCCUCGUCGAGAGGCUCCACCUCGUCGCAGGGCUCAACGGCCAGCACACACAGCGCGGCGUCGGGAACUCUGCUUUUGACAGCAGCUAAUUUGGCGACACUAGCAGCGCUCUAUCCGCCUACUGUGACAUCGCCAAAACCUAUCGACACAGUAUCCGUAGCCAGUAGCACACAUUUUACAGUCGUAAACGGUCUCGGUAGGCCCACAAAGGUUUACAAAAAGUCAUGGUGCGCGAGAAACCAAUUGACCGUACUCAUUUGCACCAUGAGCUUUUUGUUCAUGGUUGGAUUACUCGCCGGCGUUCUUUAUAUGGAAAUGAGAGCUCGCGACAAGUACAAUUAAACGCGAGAGCAUCAUCGUAAUAUAAACACCGAAGAAGAAGAGGACGAGGAAGCAGAAGCAGAAGCAGAAGCAAAAGAAGAAGAAAAUUCUUAGGAUAAGAAGAAUAAGAAGAAAAAGAAGAAUAGAUUAUAAUAUAUUGAUACGGUAUUUGAUACGAAAUUAAUCGAACGACAUAAUAAAUUGAAAAUUUGCUACUCGACAUCGAAAACAAACAAGAAUCCGAAUAAGUACGGAUUUCAAUGAAUUCAAUAUUAUGUAUAGUAGAAUAUUAGUUCAAUAACGUAUAGUAUGUUAUCAAUCUAUAUAAUAUGAUAGAUUUAAGGCUGUAUUGCACUGUGUUAAAUGUGUGGUACGUGAAAUUAGUAAUUACAUUUAUGUAAUGAGCGCGCUGUGUGCCGUGUACUUCGAUAAGGCCUUUUAGAUUCGUAAUAAUUUAUAAAUGAAGAAAAAAAGAACGAAACGAAAAAACAAACUUGUAAGAAAAAAAAAAAAAAAAUACAAAGACAAAAGCAAUCGCCGAAACCAACCGACAAAAGAAAAUAUAGCAGAAUUGAGAAAUCAAACGCAAGCCAAGCCCUUGUUGUUUAAACGAAUAUUGAAUAUAUGAUACACAAUCAAAUUAACAACAUUAUUUAUUAUCUUUCGAUAAAAAAAAGGAGAAAAAAAAGAAAAAAAAAAUCAUACAAGUAAUAUGUUAUAACAGCGGUUCCAGGAUAGUUUAGCAAACAUUUAUGUAAACCAUAUAAACCUACCCGUUCAGAAAGCUUUUGAUGUAAAGGUAAAAUUUAGUAUACUUUCGCAUCGUUGAACAUUCCGCAGAUUUCUCUGACGUUCGAGUAUAUGAAAUUGUAUCUACGAUGAGAAAAUUUGAAAAGAAAAAUAAACAAAAAAUAGCAAUAGUAGUAGUAGUAGCGGUAGCAGUAGCAGUAGCAGUAGCAGUAAUAAUAAUAAUAAUAAUAGUAAUAACAACAAUAACAAUAAUUAUUAUUAUUAUAGAACCCAGAUGCAGCUUGAUUACAUCGUUAAUUAAGAUUCUUUAAUUAGAUAUGUAAUUUAGAGUUAAUAAUUUAAUUGUUACUAACUUUUUACAAAGUCUAAAUCAAACUUGGAGGCGAUGUCUCGAACCAACGUGUGAAGGCAGCGUGCGAGAUAAUUUGAAAACAAAGUAUACAAAACAAAAAGAACGUGGAAUUUCAUUGAUCGAUAAUUGAUAAAGGAUGGUUGCAUCAUCAUUCUUUGUAUCUGUGAUAUUACUUGUGUAUUAAUUAAUCAUCGAUUGAACAAGAAACUCUCGAAUUAUUA
Neodiprion fabricii is the source of this 2754-nucleotide messenger RNA. RefSeq lists its product as uncharacterized. The transcript is spliced from 4 exons. Lineage: Eukaryota; Metazoa; Arthropoda; Insecta; Hymenoptera; Diprionidae. The coding region runs from base 925 to 1452 and encodes 175 amino acids. The record is from RefSeq and is a predicted model, not a curated record.